Molecule: messenger RNA, 963 nt
Organism: Monosiga brevicollis MX1
Lineage: Eukaryota; Choanoflagellata; Craspedida; Salpingoecidae
Exons: 7
Coding region: 1-828 (275 amino acids)
Molecular function (GO): GTPase activity
Source: RefSeq, a predicted model, not a curated record
AUGCCUCGCUACGCACAGAUUAUUAUGGGUCCAGCUGGCUGCGGCAAGUCGACCUAUUGCUACCACAUGCAGCAACAUUUGGAGUUGGCCGGGCGAACGGCGCAUGUCAUCAACCUUGAUCCCGCGGCAGAAAACUUUGAGUACCCCGUUGCUUGGGAUAUUCGCGAUGUCAUUUCCGUGGAAGAUGUGUCUGAGACACUACAUCUGGGUCCCAAUGGCGGUCUGAUUUACUGCAUGGAGUUUUUACUGCAAAAUCUCGAGGUGCUGGACGAGGCGCUAAACUACGAUGACGAUUACAUCCUGAUCGACUGCCCGGGCCAGAUUGAGCUCUAUACGCAUUUGCCUUUGAUGCGCCAGCUGAUGGAUCAUCUCCAGAGCCUCGACUACAAGCUCGUGGCCGUUUAUCUCCUCGAUUGUCAGUUUAUCGAUGACACGGCCAAAUUUUUCGCUGGUGUUCUCAGCGCCAUGUCUGCCAUGCUGCAGCUGGAGGUACCUCAUCUCAAUCUGUUGAGCAAGAUGGAUUUGCUGGGCGAAGAUCGCCGCCGUGAUCUGGACGACUUUUUGAGCGCUGAUGCAGAUAUGCUCUUGGCAACUGCCAACAUGUAUACAACCGAACGCCAACAGCGCCUGAACAGUGCCAUGGCCAACCUCAUUGACGACUUUAGUCUAGUGCGCUUUCUUCCUUUGGAUAACACGGACGAAGGCAACCUUGAGGCCAUCCUGAUCAACACUGACCACUGUUUGCAGUACGGUGAGGAGGAGGAGCCGCGCGAGCCCGCAGAUCUGGACAACGACCGCAAUGACGAUGACAGUUCGUUCCCCAUGUGAGGGCCUCUUCUGGCCCCGUUUCUCACGGGGAAGAACCUCGCUGCUGCUUUGAGUUUUGCGCUGUGCGCAACUUUGGCCCACCUUUCCUGUACCCUAAGCUUGGACACGAGACACGCAGUCGAGAAUGUUGUUUUG